GCUGACAAUGGAUCAGUAAAGGUCAUGGGUUUCUCCCAGUGACGCACCUUCCUGCAUGGCUUCCAGACAUGCUAUGCCUCAGGAGCAUCUGGAGAACCCCACUAUUCACAGAGACUCCCUGCUUGAGCCUCACUCUGCACUAGAUCUCUUCCAUCACAGAGGCAGAUACUUUUGAUUUCAUCAAGUUUUGAAUGAUUUCGACAUGACAGCAGAGGAUUCCGCUACAGCAAUGAGCAACGAUUCUACCACCGUGUCAGCCGCCAAAGUUCCUGAAGGUAUAGCUGGGGCACCUAACGAGGCCGCCCUCCUGGCCCUCAUGGAGCGUACAGGUUAUAGUAUGAUACAGGAGAAUGGGCAGCGCAAAUACGGCGGGCCUCCCCCGGGUUGGGAAGGGCUGCACCCCCCGCGUGGCUGCGAGGUCUUCGUAGGUAAAAUUCCCCGAGAUGUGUAUGAAGAUGAGCUGGUACCAGUAUUCGAGUCAGUUGGACGUAUCUAUGAGAUGCGACUGAUGAUGGACUUUGAUGGGAAGAACAGAGGUUAUGCCUUUGUUAUGUACACUCACAAGCAUGAAGCCAAGCGUGCCGUGCGGGAACUGAACAAUUAUGAAAUCAGACCAGGCCGACUUCUAGGAGUCUGCUGCAGCGUGGAUAACUGCCGACUGUUCAUCGGUGGCAUCCCUAAGAUGAAAAAGAGAGAGGAGAUCCUGGAAGAGAUCUCCAAAGUGACUGAAGGCGUGCUAGAUGUUAUUGUGUAUGCAAGCGCAGCAGAUAAGAUGAAGAACAGGGGGUUUGCAUUUGUGGAGUAUGAGAGUCAUAGGGCAGCGGCCAUGGCCCGGAGAAAGCUCAUGCCUGGAAGAAUCCAGCUGUGGGGACACCAGAUUGCAGUAGACUGGGCAGAGCCAGAGAUAGAUGUCGAUGAAGAUGUCAUGGAAACCGUUAAGAUCCUGUACGUGAGAAAUCUGAUGAUUGAAACAACUGAGGAGACGAUUAAAAAGAGCUUUGGCCAGUUUAACCCGGGCUGUGUAGAGCGAGUUAAAAAGAUCCGAGAUUAUGCAUUCGUUCACUUCACCAGCCGGGAAGAUGCCGUGCAUGCCAUGAACAGUCUCAAUGGCACCGAACUUGAAGGCUCGUGUCUUGAAGUUACUUUGGCCAAGCCAGUAGACAAAGAGCAAUACACACGCUAUCAGAAGGCAGCCAAAGGAAGUGUAACAACAGAAGUAACGCCUCAGCAGCCUAACUAUGUUUACUCAUGUGAUCCCUAUACGUUGGCGUACUAUAGCUAUCCCUACAAUGCUCUGAUUGGGCCCAACAGAGAUUAUUUUGUGAAAGCAGGGAGCAUAAGAGGCCGAGGGCGAGGUGCAGCUGGCAACAGAGCCCCAGGCCCUAGGGGAUCUUACCUCGGGGGAUACUCUGCAGGCCGUGGCAUAUAUAGCCGAUAUCAUGAAGGGAAAGGAAAGCAGCAAGAAAAAGGAUAUGAGCUUGUACCGAAUUUGGAAUUAUCUGCUGUCAAUCCAGUUGCUAUUAAACCCGGUACAGUGGCCAUCCCUGCUAUUGGGGCCCAGUAUUCCAUGUUUCAGGCAGCCCCAGCUCCCAAGAUGCUGGAAGAUGGCAAAAUCCACACGAUGGAACAUAUGAUCAAUCCCAUAGCAGUACAACCAGACCCAGCCAGUGCUGCUGCUGCUGCCGCUGCUGCCGCUGCCGCUGCUGCUGUCAUGCCUGCUGUUUCAACCCCUCCACCUUUCCAGGGCCGCCCGAUAACUCCAGUAUACACUGUGGCUCCGAAUGUCCAGAGAAUUCCUGCGGCCGGGAUCUAUGGUGCCAGUUAUGUCCCAUUUGCUGCUCCUGCCACAGCCACACUAGCCACACUACAGAAGAAUGCUGCAGCUGCAGUUUAUGGAGGUUAUGCUGGCUACAUACCUCAACCAUUCCCUACUGCUACAAUUCAGGUUCCCAUACAUGAUGUCUACCAGACAUACUGAGCUUGGGUGGGUGGGGGUCAUGAAUACAAACGAAACCACUGAAGGAACACUUUACUAUUUAUGAAGAAAAUACCUACUGCAAAAGAACAUGCUUGAACUUUAGUAAAUAUAUAUAUGUAAAACCCUGAAAGUGAAGAAUGUUAUCAGAUAUUCAUGUUGAAAUAUUUUGUACUUAUGAAGUCACUAGUUUUUGUGACUUUUAAAGUGAAUGCACCUGUAUUCCUACAUUUCUCAGAGAAUUCAAGUUGCUGUGCCUUAAGAUAAUCCCAUACUUACAUGUAUACAAUAGUAUGUUUAUAAAGGUUUUUUUUUAGCAAUUAUAUUUUCGGUAUGAAGGUUAUUUUCUUAACUUCUGCACUCCAGAGAUGUUUAUUUUGUAGUGACUUUAAUAAAUAUAUUGACUAUAUAUUAACAAGAACAUCCAUGCAGUUAGGUGAUAUUUUGAAAAGAUAUGUUCAAUAUUUAAAGAUACAAAACAUAGUAGUGCUUUAUACACACACACACACACACACACACACACACACACACACACACACACACACACACGAGUACCUUAUUUAAAAAUAAUCCUGGAAAGUGCAAUUUUAAGAUGAAUGAAGCCGCUAUGAUUUUUGCCGGCCAUUGGGAUGAUGGAGCCAUCUAGGAUACAUUCUCUUUUUGACAAAAAUCGAAACACUCAAACUCUCCUUCAAUCAAGGAAGAAGUGGUGUCAGAUUUCUGAGAAAUUUCUUAGAUUUCUGCCUCUCCCACCUACUGUGCUCUUCCACAUUUUCCAUUUACUUUUGUCCUUCAAAACUGGACAAUAUGGACAUUUGCUGAGUGAGUUGUUAGAAACAAAAAAGAAAUUGCUGACUACUCCACUCAGCUGUCUUUUGUUUUUGGUAGUGUCUUUUUAUCUGCUUUGGUGCUCUACCUUCAGAACAUGGGCUGAAGGCAGGACUUCAUAGAACCUGCAAGAGAGUACCUCUACCUAGCUUGUUCAUCAUCCAGGCCAAAAUGAAAGUUCCUUUCCAAUUCUCUUGAAUUUUGUUUUUGAAAGUUAAGUUGUAGUAACAGAGAAUGUGCUCUUUAACUGUAGACAGGGUCCAAAAGAAUUCUGCUUUAUCUACUUGUAGUCUUGUGAUCAUGUUUUGUUGCUAAAUUUCUGCUGUAGUUGGGAGUAUUAGAGAUACUAUGCUUGUAAAACAGGGCUUUCCUCCAUUCACUGUGCACAAGUAACUUCCACUUAGGUGAACUAAAUUUGGGAGAGCACAUGCAGGGGGAGGAGAAACCUCUAGGAGUUUUAAAAGUUUGUAAAUAUCUUCUACUAUACAUUUUUAAAGUUGUUUUAUGUUGCAAAAGUACAUGGUGUGUGUUUUACCAGAAAAAGCAACCAUUUUAUUUCAAUAUUAUUAAUAAGGUUGUUGGUUUUAUUGUCAUUGUUUUUGUUAUUGCUAUUAGGAAGUAACUAUAUUAUUGCAGUGUUUUGUGGCCUGUUUAAAGGCUUUUAUUUAGCAGACUGAAUGUAAAAUACAGUAAAAUGUUGAUUCUCACCCACUUUAUGAACUGCAUCGGCUUUAAUUAGACAACUUAGGAAAGUGAGGUGUGCAAUAGAUAAAGAAUAUGCAGUUAUGUUUUUAUGUCAUGUUAUGGAUCCAUAAAAUCUUUCCACCCAUGGAAUUUUUGCUGAUGGCAGUAUGAAAUUUAUGUGUGUGGACAGAAAGCAGGAUCACUCCCUUAGCAAAUAUUUUAGAUUUUGUUAAAAAAUAUAAAUUAAGAGAUUCCCAAAUGCCUAUUUUCUCAUCCUCUGAUGGGAAGGGUUUUUUAUAUAUAAACAAUAUUUAUUUAACUAUUCUAUAAAAUUAUUGAGUGCCAGAUGAGGCCUUUAUACAUUCUUACCAUUCUUUUCCAUGAUUUUAAAAAUGACACUUAGAGAAUAGAGCAAUUGUGCAAUGUUCUAAAAACAUAUCUAGAAACCUACAUCUGAACCCUAGCCUAUUAGAGUAAGUAAGGUAUUGAGAUUUUAUUUGGGCCAGAUCUUCAUCCUGUGAAACAGUGGAAGAAAUAUUUUCUUUCAUUGACAAUGGUGGAAGAUUUCUAUGGAGUUUGUUUUAUUUUUUUUAAUAGGAUGAGACUCUUGACACCUUGUUCUUACUGUAUUUUACAUGUGCCUGUAAAUUAAGUGCAAAAGAAAAAGAAGAAGAAGAACAGGUAUCUUAUCUUGGCAAACUACCAAACUACCUUAAAACUGAUGUUGGUGACUUAGCCAGUUAGAUAUCAAUGAGCCUCCUGUGUUUGGUCUUUCUGUGCUUGUUUUGAAACCAUUUCAUGUACACUACUGAGGUAAGGCUUUGACUUGAAAUGUGAAGUUUUUGGGGUUUUUUGUGUUUUGUUUUGUUUUGUUUUGUUUUUGUUUUUAGGUUAAGAACAAACUAGACCAAAAAGUUUAGUGUGACCUGUUAUUGAAUGUGGGAGUAGUUUAGCUGUUAUCUUUACUUUCUUUGUAUUUUGGAAAGCUUUUAAUUUUGUUUAGUUCUUGCUCCUUUUAUAGUGCAUUCUUAGGAUGUAGUUAAUAAAGCAUUCUUUAAAGUAA
Messenger RNA from Dromiciops gliroides (monito del monte), 4550 nucleotides. RefSeq names its product RNA binding motif protein 47 (gene RBM47). Gene Ontology annotation, cellular component: nucleus. Bases 203 to 1978 code for a protein of 591 amino acids. The transcript has 6 exons. Lineage: Eukaryota; Metazoa; Chordata; Mammalia; Microbiotheria; Microbiotheriidae. Gene Ontology annotation, molecular function: mRNA binding. The record is from RefSeq and is a predicted model, not a curated record.